Messenger RNA from Rhinolophus ferrumequinum (greater horseshoe bat), 2964 nucleotides. It is a transcript of the gene KLHL3, whose product is annotated as kelch like family member 3. Bases 260 to 2038 code for a protein of 592 amino acids. Gene Ontology annotation, biological process: monoatomic ion homeostasis; renal sodium ion absorption; protein K48-linked ubiquitination. The record is from RefSeq and is a predicted model, not a curated record. Gene Ontology annotation, cellular component: cytosol. The transcript is spliced from 16 exons. Gene Ontology annotation, molecular function: protein binding. NCBI's taxonomy places the organism in Eukaryota, Metazoa, Chordata, Mammalia, Chiroptera, Rhinolophidae.
ACCUAGAAAUGAAAAUACAAGGAGAUGACAGGAUUAUAAAUUAUAGCAUCACUGGAACCCAUUUGUCUAUUUAUGAAUUUUAACAAUUCCGGUAUCUGAGUGGGUUUGUGAUUGAAAAUGCAAAGAGCUUAAAAAGUGAACUUGAACUGCGGCUGUGGCUUGGACUCGGCAUUCAAACACGACAAAUUGACCUCUGCUUGUAGAGAUGUCUUGAAGAUGCUGAAGAACAAACAAUUCACAGAAUGGGAGAAACUGUUUCAUGUACAAUAAUUUGGAACACCAAUUGCAUAUCAAGCUGAACUCCCAGCCUCCGGUACAGGCUGGGGAUGACGAGAAGAACCAGAGGACGAUCACUGUCAACCCUGCCCACAUGGGGAAGGCGUUCAAGGUUAUGAAUGAACUGCGGAGUAAGCAGCUGUUGUGUGACGUGAUGAUUGUGGCAGAAGAUGUCGAGAUAGAAGCCCACCGUGUGGUCCUGGCAGCCUGCAGCCCCUACUUCUGUGCGAUGUUCACAGGUGACAUGUCUGAGAGUAAAGCCAAGAAGAUUGAAAUCAAGGACGUGGAUGGACGGACGCUGAGUAAGCUGAUUGAUUAUAUCUAUACGGCUGAAAUUGAGGUGACCGAAGAGAACGUCCAGGUGCUGCUCCCAGCAGCCAGCUUGCUGCAGCUCAUGGAUGUUCGGCAGAACUGCUGUGAUUUCCUGCAGUCUCAGCUGCACCCUACCAAUUGCCUGGGCAUCCGCGCGUUCGCAGAUGUGCACACCUGCACCGACCUUCUGCAGCAGGCCAAUGCUUAUGCAGAGCAGCACUUUCCAGAGGUGAUGCUGGGGGAAGAAUUUCUUAGCCUAAGCCUGGACCAGGUGUGCAGCUUGAUAUCCAGUGACAAGCUGACGGUUUCAUCAGAAGAGAAGGUAUUCGAAGCUGUGAUUUCGUGGAUCAAUUAUGAAAAAGAAACCCGUUUAGAGCACAUGGCAAAGCUGAUGGAACAUGUCCGUCUCCCUCUUCUACCUAGGGACUACCUAGUCCAGACGGUUGAAGAAGAAGCUUUGAUAAAGAAUAACAACACCUGUAAGGACUUCCUCAUCGAAGCCAUGAAAUACCAUCUGCUCCCUCUGGAUCAGAGGCUCUUGAUUAAGAACCCAAGGACCAAGCCCAGGACGCCAGUCAGUCUGCCCAAGGUCAUGAUCGUGGUUGGUGGCCAGGCGCCCAAGGCCAUCCGCAGUGUGGAAUGCUAUGAUUUUGAGGAGGACCGAUGGGACCAGAUUGCUGAGCUUCCAUCUAGGAGAUGCAGGGCAGGUGUGGUGUUCAUGGCUGGCCAUGUGUAUGCCGUGGGUGGGUUUAACGGCUCCCUCCGUGUGCGGACAGUGGACGUCUAUGACGGUGUGAAGAACCAGUGGACAUCGAUCGCCAGCAUGCAGGAACGCCGCAGCACGCUGGGUGCAGCCGUGCUCAAUGACCUGCUCUAUGCCGUGGGGGGCUUUGAUGGCAGUACUGGCCUAGCAUCGGUGGAAGCCUACAGCUACAAGACCAACGAGUGGUUCUUCGUGGCACCAAUGAAUACGCGGCGGAGCAGUGUGGGUGUAGGUGUCGUGGAGGGGAAGCUGUAUGCUGUUGGGGGCUAUGAUGGAGCUUCCCGCCAAUGCCUGAGCACUGUGGAGCAGUACAACCCAGCAACCAACGAGUGGACCUACGUGGCUGACAUGAGUACCCGCCGCAGUGGUGCAGGGGUUGGGGUCCUCAGCGGACAGCUGUACGCCACCGGUGGGCAUGAUGGGCCCUUGGUGAGGAAGAGUGUUGAGGUUUACGAUCCAGGGACAAAUACCUGGAAGCAGGUGGCGGACAUGAACAUGUGCCGCCGCAAUGCAGGGGUCUGUGCAGUGAAUGGGCUCCUGUAUGUGGUUGGAGGGGAUGAUGGAUCCUGCAACUUGGCUUCGGUGGAGUAUUACAAUCCUGUCACCGACAAGUGGACGCUGCUGCCAACCAACAUGAGCACGGGGCGGAGCUAUGCAGGUGUUGCUGUGAUUCACAAGCCCUUGUGACUCCAACUCCCACUGCCAGGAGGUGGGGGACGGGAGGGGCGCUGCCUGGGACUCAGAACAGCGGGACCAUGACGGCUGGAUCCCACUCACCGGCAGAGUCUGCAGCGGAGCGAGAACAGCCUUCCUUGGACUUGGCAGAGUAGUGUCUGGAGCGAAGACUGGGCUCCCACCUCCUGCUCCCCUGAGGGAUUUGAGCUCUGGGCAGUGGGUUCCCGAUAGCUUCGGGUGGCACCUCUGGGCUUUUCUUGUGUUUCUACAGGGACUCUGUGGUGUGUGUUUGUGUGUGUGUGUGUGUGUGUGUGUGUGUAACAUGGGGUCUCCCUAAGUUGGGUGGGUGUGACAGUCUACUGGAUUUCUGUACUACUGAUCCUUCAGCUAUGCUAAAAAUCAAACCACAGAAACCUUUCUUCUGGAUUUGCCCCAUGGGCACCCUGAGACUACUAAAGCUGCUGUCUGUUGGAGGUCCAGUUGGACAGGGAUGUCCAGAAGUGACCGGCGAGAGGGACAGUACUCUGGCCACGCCCACAUACAGGCUUUGACCGCGGGCACUGUCUGCAGAAGAGCCGGACGUCCUCUGAGCUGCACUGUGUCUGCCGUGUGCUAUGACUAGGAACAGAUGGGUUCCGCGGCCCCUUAGCCUGCUGCUCGUCCUCCGUGGGCUCUCCUCCGGGAGGCACAUGAGAACUGCCCGUUCUUCGGACCACUGGUCUUUGAUGUCAUGGAUUCCAGGUUUUGGAGAUUUAUGUGUCUUCAGCUGAAAAACUAGAUCUUCAGAGAAGCCCUGAAUAACACACUGGGGGGAAAAUACAUGGAAAACAAAAAGAAGAACAAAAAAACCAGAGUGGAAGGCGGCUGGUUAGCUCAGUUGGUUAGAGCACGAGCUCUGAAUAACAGGGUUGCUGGUUCGAUUCCCACAUAGGCCAGUG